UUAACUCUUUAGGCCCGCCGCUGACUGCAACUUUUUGUCACCGUGACUUAUUGUUACUGUCACCUGCUGUCACCCACGAUGCGCUCACUGAAACUGUUCUUGGGUGACAAAUCGCGUUCAUUUCUGCUAUGGACUUCAACGAGGUUGCCGUGAUUUGCGCUCUUGAAAUACAUAGAAGAAAAAUGAAACGGAAAAAACGCUACUGGGUGCACCCUUUAUACACGGAAAGAUUAUUCAAAGGAAAAUUCUACACUAUAUAUUCUGAAUUGCGUCAAUACCCACCAAAGUUUUUUAAUUAUUUUCGUAUGUCUAUAAACUCUUUCGAUGAGUUGCUGGCUUUGGUAGGUCCUGUGAUUACACAUCAAGAUACAAGAUUUCGGAAAGCUAUUCCAGCAGAAGAAAGGUUAACGGUAACUUUGAGGUAUUUAGCAAGUGGUGCAAGUUUCAAUGCAUUAUCUUUUGAAUACCUAAUUGGAGCCACAACACUUCGUAAUAUUGUAAAUUCAACGUGCCAAUCUAUAUGGGAAGCAUUGCAACCUCUGUACAUGGCAGAAAAAAAUGAAGAAGACUGGUAUAAAAUUGCUGAUCAGUUUUACGAGCGUACUAACUUUCCUAAUAUUAUCGGCGCCGUCGAUGGUAAACAUGUUAGAAUAACGAAUCCAAAGUACGGUGGAUCUGAUUAUUUUAAUUAUAAAAAAUAUUUCUCUAUGGUUUUGAUGGCAUGGGUAGACGCAGAUUAUAAAUUCAUCUACAUUGACGUCGGAUCACAAGGAAGCGCAAGCGACUCGACGAUUUUAAAAAAAUCGAAUACUGGCAGAAGGCUUCAAGGGAAUUUAUUAAAUAUUCCGAUUGGACGAAGUCUGCCUAAUGAUGAAAAUGGAAAAAUAAUGCCUUUUUGCAUUGUAGGUGAUGAAGCCUUUGGUUUGUCGAAAAAUAUCUUACGACCGUUUUCCAAGAGAGGACUUACAGUUGCUAAAAGAAUCUUUAACUAUAGACAUACACGAGCACGUCGAAUGGUGGAAUGCACUUUUGGAAUACUGUGUAAUAAAUGGAGAAUUCUACACAGACCUAUCGAUGUUAACGUAGAAUUUUGUGAUAAGAUUGUAAUGGCUUGCUGUAUAUUACAUAACUAUGUACGCGUUAAAGAUGGAAUUCAAUUCACAGAUACCGCGUACGAAUGUACGCUAAGCAAUACGUCAACAAAUCAGUGGCAUCGAAACAUGUCCUGUGUCAAUAUAAGAAAUUAUUUUACUUCUUAUUUUAUUUCACCACAAGGAUCCGUACCGUGGCAAUAUGAAAAAAUAUAACUAAAUAUGUAACUUAUGAUAACAAUAGUCACAAGUGCACACGCAUAAUUCAUUUAAAGGAGAUGUUUCAAAUCCGACCCACUACAUGUACAGUAAGGGUUGGACCACAUCUGGCAGCACGGAAUCGCCUUUUGGGCCAACCCUUAUCCAGAAAAAUCUAUGGAAUUCGGGAAAAAUAGAGAUCAUUUGCUUAAAUGCAUACUUUUCUUGUUAUAAUUUAUUAUUUAUUAAUAAGUUUUAUUGACUUUCAAUAUGGCGUCUCGCCAUUUUAUAUACUCUGUUACCAAAAAAUGACAACAAUCCAUGGAUUUGACAAUUAAGAAAAAUAAACACGUCAAAUGUCAUUAAUCAACCACCAUGACGGUAGCUUAGGCCCAUACUAUAGUACGGGCAUUUCGUCCGCCGUCCGGAGAUACUAUUUAAUAUAAAAGUUGUUUGCUGCAUACUAAACUGCGCGGUUUACCGCUGCGGUUUACAGGCGGGAGAAAUAUAAGGUGCUUUAAAAAUAUCUGCCACGGCUUCAACGGGAGAUAGUAUUGUGUAUGUAGACAACAAUAGUGAAGACCGGAAUAGUUAAAUUUAGACUGCGAGAUGAUCUCUUGCGAAUAAAUAAUCUCAAACUUGUACGCAAUUUCUACUGGUAAAAAAAAAUAUGAGACAUAUUAUGCUCAAUAAGUAAUAAUCUUUACUAAUGAUGUAUGCACGCAAUACUGUCUCCCAUUGCAGCCAUGGCAGAUAUUUUUAUAUCACCUUAUACAAUCGCCGCAUGCAGCGUCAAACCGCCACUUGAAACUAAAAGGACGGUUUUCCGCUUUUGAGUCAUUUUGCAAGGUUUACUGGAGGGUCCAUGAUGAAAUGAACUAUAUACAGCUAAGUACAAUCUGUAUAGUUUGAUGGUGUGUAGCAGCAUUGUCGAGCGGACAUUGGCGGUAGAACCGCCAGUAUAUGGUAUUAACCUUACAGCUAUGAUGGUUUUUUGAUGUGUAUUGCAAUCUCAUGUGUAUAUUUUUGUGUUUUAGAGCCAAAUAAAGCCAAAUUAAAUUAAUUGGAUCAUUGAAAAUUGUUUGAAAUAUUUUUUUUGGGCCGGGCUCCAUACAUUUUGAAACGUCUCCUUUCAGUCUUAUGUCAAUGUGGGUAAAUAAUAAUUCCGCAACGCUCUACUGAUACCUAUACCUAACCUAUGCAAGAACUAUAAUUGCCUAUCGCCCUAAUUUAAUGUAAUAAUUAUAAAUAAGUAUAAUAAACGCUAAUAAAAUUA
This is a messenger RNA of Helicoverpa zea (corn earworm), 2565 nucleotides long. Its product is annotated as protein ALP1-like. NCBI's taxonomy places the organism in Eukaryota, Metazoa, Arthropoda, Insecta, Lepidoptera, Noctuidae. The record is from RefSeq and is a predicted model, not a curated record. Bases 129 to 1307 code for a protein of 392 amino acids. The transcript is spliced from 2 exons.